Cynocephalus volans (Philippine flying lemur) is the source of this 1155-nucleotide messenger RNA. RefSeq names its product progestin and adipoQ receptor family member 9 (gene PAQR9). Lineage: Eukaryota; Metazoa; Chordata; Mammalia; Dermoptera; Cynocephalidae. Gene Ontology annotation, molecular function: signaling receptor activity. The transcript has 2 exons. The record is from RefSeq and is a predicted model, not a curated record. Bases 1 to 1155 code for a protein of 384 amino acids. Gene Ontology annotation, cellular component: membrane.
AUGGCGCGGCGCCUGCAGCCCCGGGGCGCGGGCACAAAGGGCCCGCCCGCCACGGCCGCCGUGGCCCCGGGGGCCGCCCGGCACCCACGCUCCGCCGCCUCCGGGCGCAGCCCCGCGUCGGCCAAGCCGCUGCUGCGCUGGGACGAGGUGCCCGACGACUUCGUGGAGUGCUUCAUCCUGUCGGGCUACCGGCGUCUGCCGUGUACGGCGCAGGAGUGCCUGGCCUCGGUGCUGAAGCCCACCAACGAGACGCUCAACUUCUGGACGCACUUCAUCCCGCUGCUGCUGUUCCUGAGUAAGUUCUGCCGCCUGCUCUUCCUGAGCGGCCGCGACGUGCCCUUCCACCACCCCUGGUUGCUGCCGCUGUGGUGCUACGCGUCGGGGGUGCUGCUGACCUUCGCCAUGAGCUGCACGGCGCACGUGUUCAGCUGCCUGUCGCUGCGCCUGCGCGCCGCCUUCUUCUACCUGGACUACGCGUCCAUCAGCUACUACGGCUUCGGCAGCACGGUGGCCUACUACUACUACCUGCUGCCCGGCCUGAGCUUGCUGGACGCCGGAGUCAUGACCCCGUACGUGCAGCAGCGCCUGGGCUGGCACGUGGACUGCACUCGCCUCAUCGCCGCCUACCGCGCGCUGGUGCUGCCUGUGGCCUUCGUGCUGGCCGUGGCCUGCACCGUGGCUUGCUGCAAGAGCCGCACGGACUGGUGCGCCUACCCGUUCGCGCUGCGCACCUUCGUCUUUAUCAUGCCGCUAAGCAUGGCCUGCCCCAUCAUGCUGGAGAGCUGGCUCUUCGACCUGCGCGGCGAGAACCCCACGCUCUUCGUGCACUUCUAUCGCCGCUACUUCUGGCUGGUGGUGGCCGCCUUCUUCAACGUGAGCAAGAUCCCCGAGCGCAUCCAGCCGGGCCUCUUCGACAUCAUCGGCCACAGCCACCAGCUCUUCCACAUCUUCACCUUCCUCAGCAUCUACGACCAGGUGUACUACGUGGAGGACGGCCUGCGCCAGUUCCUCCAGGCGCCGCCCGCUGCGCCCACCUUCUGGGGCACCGUGGGCUAUAUGCUGCUGCUGGUAGUCUGUCUGGGGCUGGUCAUCAGGAAGUUCCUCAACAGCUCCGAGUUCUGCAGUAAAAAGUCUUGCCAAGGGGAGAAAUGGUAG